AUGACAUCAGCAACAUCGUCGUCGUCCACAACAUCAACAUCGUCAACAACAACAACAACAAUUCCUGCCAUCAUUCCUCGAGCUGCCGUGGCAGUGACGGUCCAAACAAUCUUUCAAGGAACGUAUUAUUAUCUUUUGAUUCAACGCAAGAAUCCACCCGACGCUGGGAAAUGGUCCCUCCCGGGUGGUAAAAUUGAAUUGGGGGAACCGACGUUGCAAGCGGCCCAACGAGAAUUGCAAGAAGAAACCAAUGUAGCAUCAUCCAACGACUGCUGCCAAUGGUAUCCAUAUCCCUUCAUGACGACCGAUGCGAUUGUUCAAAACACUGAUACUGUUGAUGGUGGAUCCUAUUCCUUUCAUUAUCUGAUUGCCCAGUGCUUUGCACAAUUAUUAUUGGUGGGACGAGAGCAAGAACAUACUACUACUACUAAUAAUAAUAAUCAUGAGACGGUACUACUACUACUACCACCUUUGGAAGCAAAUGACGAUGCACUCGAUGCCAAGUGGUGGACCAUUCAGGAAAUUCAGACGGAGCUGGUUCCAAACAAGGCUAUUUCAGACAUGGUAGUGCAUGUCAUUUCACGAGCAGAAGAGCUAUGUGAAAAGGGUUGCUUGAAUACAGAGUAG
This is a messenger RNA of Cylindrotheca closterium, 627 nucleotides long. The record is from the annotation of a GenBank genome assembly. Lineage: Eukaryota; Bacillariophyta; Bacillariophyceae; Bacillariales; Bacillariaceae.